UGAUGGUAUAAAUGUCUUUACAUUUCACCUGCACUAAUCACCAGUUGUCUCUGCAGAUCUGAUUCCUGCGAGUCACCAUGUCAGUCUAUUUCUUGUUUCUCUACCUUGUUGCUCUGGCCACAAGUCAAGUCAUUGAAGACGAGGAGAGGGAACUGUCUCUCAGGGACGAUGACAACAUAUCUCUUGAGAACAACAUGGACGCAGACGACGUCUUUGAACUGGUACAGAAAGUCGUCUCACGUUCCAUGGGAGUUGGUGUCAGAGCCUCGGACCUGGUCAGAUUUGCAGGACAUGUGAGACAUCACGCUGACAGAUUUUCUAGACGAGUUUCCGCUGCUGAGGUACAGAGAGAAAUCAACAGCGGAGCAGAAACAAUUGGCCAGCAGGCAGCAGUCAGAACUUUAUUUGCACAAACUCAAGCUGCAAGACUUAAUGUUGCGCUGAAAUUAUGGGGUGCUUUGGCUGAUAAAGGAGAUCUUUUAGAAGAACAGCGAAGACCAUUUCAAGCUGUACUAGCAGCUGUAAGCAGAACGGCAGCUGUGAUCACAUCUAUAGCAAGGAGAUAUGGAACAAGAAUGAUUUAUAAUGACGGCCCUUUGUAAACAAGAGCACAGAUUUCAAUGCUGAAACACAACAGUCAUAGAGCACAGAAAUAGUGUAAAAACAGUGAUUCCAAUUUUCUUUGCAACAUUAUUGAAAUAUAAUUAGCCUAAAGGAAUUAGUAAAAAAAAAAUGCAACUACAAUAAAUAUUCAUAAUAUGCUAUAUCGCUGUACAAAGCUUGUCAUGGGUUCUCAACCUGUGGGUAAUGAACAUUUUUCAGGGGUCGCCCUAGACCAUAAAAGAAUAUGAAUUUUGUUUCUAAUUUACCGCGUAAAACUUGACAUUUAGUUUUUCUAUUGAAAGUUUUUUUUUCUAUUAUCGUUUGAGGAUAACAAUUGCAGACAAACUUCGUAAAUAGUCAAUACUAAGCAUCGUUCAAUAGUCGUUCAAUCUCAAUCUUGUUUUUCUUUUCUCACUCCCGCUCUUUCUCUCCCUCGUUCACGCUCUGUUUGUUUUUGUUUUCUUUUACAUGUUUCGGACGUCUCUUAAAAAUAAUUACGUUCUAACGCGAAGGCAGGAUUGCAGGAAUCAGGCAGAGUUCGAACUCGGAAAAUUAAUGAUAACAGGGCGCAUCUGAGUCCACCCAACUCUAAUGGGUGCCUGACAUUAGUUGGGGAAAAGUAAAGGCGAUUGGUCGAUGUGCUGACCACUUGACACCCUCGUUAACCGUGGUCCACAGAAACAGAUGACCUUUACUGCCAGUUUAUCUGGGCCGGAAAAGAUUUUUCUUCAGUCGCCAUCAACUCUUUAGAAUGUUACUCUCACCCAUAAGGCCGUAGUUAAGCUGUUCCCAUAGCAGAAAGACAAGAUUUUAAUUCGUGUUCUCAUUAUAAUACUAGAUGUAAUUUAGGUUUACUUCUUUUGAAUUUUUCUUACCCUUGGCUCUAUCAAAUCUUGUGGGAUGGGGAGUGUUGUUACCGGUCGUUGACUUGUAGCACCAAACUGCUUGUAGGACAACUAAACCUUGAAAAAAUUCCUUGUGAACAAUGCUAAAUAUAAAUUUAUUUAUAAUACAGACAAAGACUAAGAUGACUGUUUUGUAGUAGUCUAGUAUGAAUAAAGUAUAGGCCUACUAGUCGACCCACAGAGAAGCAUACGCGGCUAUUUUGCAGGGCCGGCCUAAGGCCACUGCAACCUCUGCGACUGCACUGGGACCCGCACUUUCAUAGAACCCGGCUAAUCCUAUGUGUAAAUUAUUAAAUUAAACCAUUUUAUAACUUAUAACAGAUUUCCCGCGGCCUAUUGAUUUACCAGGAGCUCAUGGAAAUCUCCGGGAAUUAUUAAAAUCUUUUGAAAACUCAAAAAAAUCUCCUGAAAUAUAUUGUAAUAACUUAAGGGAGGCAUCUCAACAAGAUAUAAAUGUUUAUUAACACGGAGACAUGAGAAACACUUAGGACAUCUGCCUUGAACACAGCAUCUUCAUAUCGGUUCUAGAUUUGGGCGGAAAUCGUUCUCCUUCUAUUGUCAACAUCCUUCUCAGUCUGGUUUCUGGCAGUGCGCACAUUCUGCACUAUCUUGAAUGGCGGUGAGCAUGGCGGGGUUUGGGAUGUCAUUCAAUAUGGAAAACGCCAAUCCUACGCGCGAAAAAAAAACGGCAUUAUGCAAUAUCCGUAUGUUACGUGUGCAUCGUAGUGUAAAUGUAAAAUGAUGCGAAUGCGUGUUGAAAGGAGAGAACCAAAAUGAAGGAAUAUAAACAAUAUAGUGCUUACAGUGUUAAUUAAGAUUAAAUUGUUUAUAAACUAUAAUUUUGCCGUUUUGGUGUUGGUGUAUCGCUAAACAGUCUCAUGGCAUAAUAAGACGUAACAAGUGGCGCCCAACGUAAAGGUAAAACCCACGUAUUCCUAUAUACAUACUUGAUCUCCUGUCAACAGACAAUAGAGAUAUUAAAGUCUAGAUCUAGUGACAUGAUAUUACUCGGCUAUUGAUAAUAGACAAUGGCAGACAAGGCAGAGUAGCAGCGUUGAAGGAAGAGGGGAGGUUGUUGGAUCUUGAAGGAUCGGAACUAAGGAAAUACAUUCAAGAACGGUUGGAGGAGAGGAAGAGAUUAGCAAUAGAAAGAGAAAAAAGAAAAUGGUGUGAUAUUCGAAGAAGCUAAAGUGGACAAGAAAUUCGAAAUUGAAAUGAGGGAGCUGGAAUACCCGGAAGACAAAUGGUCAUUCUUAUUAUCGAGGUCAUUUAUAGCAGAGGUUCCAUCAAAAAUAUGCAUGAACGAUGGCAGCUAUAGCGUGUUAACUGUAUGAUGCUAAUUAAUGAUGACACACAGACUUUCUUGGACAGAAUGACCAGUCGUUUUGAAAAUUGGACUAAAACCGCUAAAAUAGAAAAGACCUUUGACUAUCUAAAAACAUUUCUAACGAUAGACAAAGUAAUUUACGAGUGUCAGGAAGAACUAAAACUAUUUUUGUUGGAGAGAAAACCUAAAUCCAUAGAAGAUAUAAUAAGACUGAUAAGAUCCUAUCAGAUAGCACACCCCGAUAAAAAACUAUCCAGAGGCAGCGACAUAGAAGAAAUAGUUGCAUUCAACAGAACAAGAGAUACACAAGUAAACUACAUCAACAACGGCAGACGAUUUAGAUAUGAUGAACAAAAUAGAUUUAGAGGGCAAGGAAAGAACCAAAUGGGUAGUAGACAAGGACAUUUUUAUAGUAACCGAGGUCGAUACCAAAGAAAUGUACAGGGACGAUUCGGCGGAGUAAGAGAUAGAAGAGAUCAAAGCCUGUCAAUGUUAACAUGUGCAGGAAGCCUAGAGUAUUUUGAGACCUUCGUUGGAAAUAAACUAGUAAGGACAAUAAGAGAUACAGGGAGUACAAUAGUGGGAGUUAAUAGACCAUUGGUAAAAAAAACAAGAAUAUACCGGCAAAACCAGGAACUAGUGAUGUUUGAUGGGAAGACCGUACAAUUACCAGUUGCUGGAAUUAAAAUUGAUACACCAUAUUUUAUUGGAAUGGUGGAUGCAUGUGUAAUAGACCAUGCUGAUUGUGACAGGUGGGGAAAUGUGAUGUGUGUUUGGCGCGUUUUAAUGUCUAGGGGAUGAUUAUUUUUAAAGCUAUCACACACCAACCUAUCAGCAUAUGAAUCGGGAGCAGACACGCAACGAGACGAGCAAUGAAAGAUAGAUACAAAAGUUAAAAAUAAA
Biomphalaria glabrata is the source of this 3738-nucleotide messenger RNA. RefSeq lists its product as uncharacterized. Lineage: Eukaryota; Metazoa; Mollusca; Gastropoda; Planorbidae. The record is from RefSeq and is a predicted model, not a curated record. The coding region runs from base 78 to 602 and encodes 174 amino acids. The transcript is spliced from 8 exons.